AAUGGUGUUCGGCAAUACACUUUUACUAUUGUAUUUUUCUUAAUAAGCAAAAUCUUAUCUGAUGUCUGUAAUAGAACUUGUAUAAUAUGAGUAUGUUUUUUGUAUUUAUUAGACAUGUGGUAUACUACAAUUCUGUUUUCUCCACACAACAAAAUAUCUCUUCUUUGUUUCUAUGAUGGCAAACAGUAUUUGGGUAUCAUCAACUGAGAAGUUUCUCAUUGAAGCUCUUCUGAAGCGUGUUCGGCAGGGUGAGCGUGCUGAGAAUGGAUUUAAAAAAGCAGUAUGGGCACAGGUUGUAGCCGAGCUCAAUGCCAAAUUCAAAGAGGUGCUGCCUAAGCCGAUUACAGUUAUGCAAGCAAAGAAUAAAGAAGUUAUUGUAAGUGAAUUGAUCCAAUUAAAUGCAAUCUUUGUAGUAGUUUAUAAAUAAUUAAGGUAAAGUAUAUUGGCUAAUUAUUCAAUUGAAUUUUGAUUAGCUUAAGUGUGAGUUUGAAAUUGUUCGAAAGAUAAGAUCAAACUCAGGAUUCGGUUGGGAUGAGUUUAAGGGUAUUCCCACAGUGCCAGCAUUAGUUUGGCAAGAGUAUACAGCUGUAAGUACUAUUUUCUAUGAUAAAAGCUAAGUAAUAAACAUUUAUAUGAGUUCAAGCUAAUAGGAGAUUAAUAAAAUAUAUAUAUAGGUCCAUAAAGAAGCUGGAAAGUAUCGCCAUAAGGGAUUGCCCCACUAUGAGCUUCUCGAAGAGUUGUUUUCUGGUGUGGCAGCUUCAGGAAGAUUUGCAAGAACUGGGGAGAUUGAAUCUGCGGCAGAGAGGGAUCAGGUAGUAUUGGAAAUAGAGUUGGGCACAGGAGAAUUGGGGGCCCGGGGUUUAGAGCAAGAUGGAGAAGUGACUGGUAGCCAGCCUGAGCAUGAACUAGAAAUUAUU
Molecule: messenger RNA, 917 nt
Organism: Tuber aestivum (summer truffle)
Lineage: Eukaryota; Fungi; Ascomycota; Pezizomycetes; Pezizales; Tuberaceae
Source: the annotation of a GenBank genome assembly